CUCGUCUUAAUUCUCUACAUGGAGUCAUUUGUGAAUCAAUCGCGAACUUAUAGGCUCUUAACACAAUAUAUAAUCUAGCAUCAAAGUGCUUUGGUGGCUUCAACAUAGCGAAUCUCAGUUCUAUCUACUAAUAAAAGCAAACGGACCAAGAACCAAAAUGUCCACCAACCCUAACCACCCUGAAAUCCACAAAGUCCUAUUCGACGAAGGCUUGAAAGUCCGGCGCGAAGUAGUCGGCGAUGACUAUGUUGAGCGCGCCCUCGCCAACGGCUCUACUGAAUUCUCACGUCCCGGCCAAGAACUUGUCACGGAAUUCUGCUGGGGGUAUGCGUGGACUCGCCCGGGACUGGAGCGCAAGCAGCGUUCACUCAUAAAUAUCGGCAUGCUGAUGGCUCUGAACCGAUCACCUGAGCUGGCAGUGCAUGUGCGAGGUGCUGUACGGAAUGGGUUAACAGAAACCGAAAUUAGAGAGGCCAUUCUGCACGCUACAACUUAUGUCGGCGUGCCGGCUGGCGUGGAGGCAAUGAAAGUCGCAGAGAAAGUGCUGGACGAGAUGGUGGCAAAGGGGGAGCAUGUUCGAGAACUGGGAAAGAAGGCUGAUGUAUAAGCAUUGAUAUAAGCAUUGAUGUAGGAUGGGGGUUGCAUAUAAAGACAGACAGCGCGCCUCAGGCAUCAUCAUCGUCCACAAACACCACUCAACACACCCCGUACAGAUGGCAUUGUCAAUUAGAUAGCUCAUGAAUACACAUCAUUUUUCAUACAGCUAGUCAUUCUAAUACUAACUAGAACGAUAUCCUUUAUCAUGUCAUCUGACGUAGUCCUACGUCAAUGCCAUCACCGCAAUGUAACAGCCAAAUGGAACUAAUUGCACGUAUUCUGCGAUGUAACGAUAGCCUACUGAAAAUAAGAGCAAAUUACAGCGUUAUGAUCGUGAGUACAAGAUGGGAUGAAAAGGAACUUAAAAAGAUGAAGCGAGGGAUCCGAGGAUCGAUAUCGGCACCCAAUCGGUGUGGGUGCCAUGCUGCACCCCGGUCUAAUUUAUACUCUACCU
Messenger RNA from Talaromyces proteolyticus, 1051 nucleotides. Its product is annotated as putative 4-carboxymuconolactone decarboxylase. Gene Ontology annotation, molecular function: peroxiredoxin activity. NCBI's taxonomy places the organism in Eukaryota, Fungi, Ascomycota, Eurotiomycetes, Eurotiales, Trichocomaceae. The record is from RefSeq and is a predicted model, not a curated record. The transcript has a single exon. The coding region runs from base 158 to 607 and encodes 149 amino acids.